Cylicostephanus goldi is the source of this 633-nucleotide messenger RNA. The record is from the annotation of a GenBank genome assembly. Lineage: Eukaryota; Metazoa; Nematoda; Chromadorea; Rhabditida; Strongylidae.
UUGUCAGCAGUGACUUCCAACGGUUUUCAGAGUAACUUGGCUACUUUCGUCCACAAAAAUGGACAAGCACAAAGCUUGCUGGAUGCGUUUUGUCGCCAUCAGGCUCACAUCAACCCUGGAACAGAUCUCACCGAUGCUGGGCAUUGGGACCAUGGUGUUUUAUUGACCGGGUAUAAAGCAUGUUUUUUGUCGUCCGUUGCUGGCGUAGCUCCCGUGGCAAGAAUGUGUGACCAGCUAUUCGCGUGCUCCCUAGUCGAAGGACUCCAUUUGGGCCGUUCGUUUGUCCUCGCCCAUGAAAUGGGACAUAACAUGGGUAUGGUCCACGACGGAGUGCAAAAUCAGUGCAGUAAGUCCUGCUGUCUUAUGUCUGCUGUCAACGGUGCUGGAAAGACAACAUGGUCCGAGUGUUCAGUUCGGGAGUUCAAUGCAUUUCUGCUACAGUUAGACGAGUCUGGCAAAGGCAACUGUUUACGAGAUGGCGCUUCUGGACUAGUAGAGCGAAAUCAUCUACAAGAUGGAAGAACUCCGGGACAAAGAUUCACCGCUGACCAACAGUGUGCCUAUUUUUGGGGGCGAGACUACAAAGUCGAAAUACCAACUGGACGAUCCAUGGAGUUUUUGCUAGAAUAUUAG